AACAAGGCGGCGGCCGACUUGUCUGGCCUCCUCCCCCUUCCCUCCCUGGUCCGUCAUACUUUGUUGCUCUCGUGCCCCGCUAGUCUGUCCGGGGGAGCCGAAGAACCACUCGACAAAGUCCCAACUAUGGAAGGCGACAACAUAAUAAUGGCAGUUUGACUCGGGAACAUUUACCAAGAUGCCAGGCCUUUUGUCCAGUCCUGUGUGUCUGACUGUCAUCUGUUUUUUGUCUUGGUCGCUGCGUCCCAGUCGUGCUCAGAUUCAGACUGAUGAAGAUUCAGGCGUGCAGUAUGGACGCUUGGAGUCAAAUGUGACACUGGCAUGCGGGAAGUCACAAAUCAUGAUACCUGUGGUGUGGUAUCUCAACCACAGCUCAGUGUUGCCAUGGCACAAAGUGACAUCAGAUGGAACCUUGGUGCUGCUGCACGUCGACCACUCAGCGCAGGGCAACUACAGCUGCUAUGACGACCGGGGGCUCCUCCUCCACUCUGUCAAACUCAGACUGGGCCACCCCCCUGGGCUGCUGAGCAUUUCCUGUCAAGUGCCCAAUCACACGCAUGUUCGCUGCUCCUGGGUGGAUUCAGUAAAGACCUUCCUGCCAGCCAAGUACAAUGCCUCCUUCAGGGGAAAUGGUCAGGAGUGGAGGCCAUGCGUUGUGGAUGUCGCCCGCAAGCACUGUGACGUAGAUCAUCCUGCCUUCUGGCAGACCAUCCAUACCCUGAGAAUCUCAGAGACCAACGCCCUCGGCUCUGAGACAACAUAUGUCCGGUUUAAGUUACAUGAACUUUUGAAACCAGACCCUCCAGAGUCAGUGUUGGUGAAUGAGCUAGAAGGGUAUCCACAGAGGCUGAUCGUCUCAUGGAACUUUCCCUCUUCCUGGCCGCUGCAUGCCGCUUUCCCCCUUAUGUUUCAGAUCAGAUACAGGCCACUGGGCUCCAUAUACUGGUCAGAGGUUUACUCGGAGGAGAGUCCAGUCGUGAUAUUCGACGCCCUGGCUGGUUACCUCCACCAGGUUCAGCUUCGAGCCCGCGACGAGGUGAACUCUGAGAGCCAGUGGAGUGAAUGGAGUCCCCUGCUUCUCGUCAGGCCAUGGGAAGUCUCCCCCACGUCUGAAUCUACAGAGCUGCCAGACAAUUUCAACUUCCCCUUCAACACAAAACCCGAAACCUCCACUGCAAAGUCACACAAUCCUGAUCAUCCUGAGGAUGAAGGUAAUUUGGGUUUGGUGAUUCUGCUGGUUUUGUUCUCCGUGGUCAUCCUCACCACCGUCCUUUCCCUCAUCUUUGUCGUGUGGGUGAGGCAGAGGCGGCAUGAUCAUGUGACUAAACAGGAACUCACCUCCAUGGUCAAGAUGAAGUCCAUGCCGAUCUAAUGUUGAUUUCAAGCAUCUUCUCCUCGUCAGCCCGUUCUAGGGCUCCUCCGAAGAGUCAGCAUCUGCCUUUACCACUGUAUCAAGCUGACCCUUCAUAUUUAACUACGUUAACUAGUAUGCAUCAGCGAAGGUCCAACCAGGAUCCAGGACAGGGAUGAACCCAUACAAGGAACUUUGCGGAUUAGGGUGAAGUUACCCACUACAUAAAAGCUGACUGAAGGGUAUGUUUUGCGAGAUUUUCCUGGACGGAUUACGUGGUCACAUCUAUGUGCACUACCCAUAAUCCAUCAGCAGACUCCAGCUACUGUCCAUGGGGACAGGGAAAACAGACCCUAGUCUGUUUCUUUAUUUUCACCUCAGCAACUUCACUGCAGCUCAGCAGACUGUAGGAGCAACACAGCAUCAGGACAUUUGAGUUCACUCACAACCAAUGCUGCCCCCCC
Molecule: messenger RNA, 1815 nt
Organism: Etheostoma spectabile (orangethroat darter)
Lineage: Eukaryota; Metazoa; Chordata; Actinopteri; Perciformes; Percidae
Gene: il11ra
Product: interleukin 11 receptor subunit alpha
Cellular component (GO): membrane
Molecular function (GO): cytokine receptor activity; protein binding
Source: RefSeq, a predicted model, not a curated record